This is a messenger RNA of Necator americanus (New World hookworm), 2790 nucleotides long. RefSeq lists its product as uncharacterized. Bases 1 to 2790 code for a protein of 929 amino acids. The record is from RefSeq and is a predicted model, not a curated record. NCBI's taxonomy places the organism in Eukaryota, Metazoa, Nematoda, Chromadorea, Rhabditida, Ancylostomatidae. The transcript is spliced from 23 exons. Gene Ontology annotation, molecular function: ATP-dependent chromatin remodeler activity; DNA binding; chromatin binding. Gene Ontology annotation, cellular component: nucleus.
AUGUCGUCAAGCAAAUUCGGAGAUGAGGGUAAAGCAAGAGUGGCUCAUCGAUCAUCAACUGCAUCUGACGAGAUGUUGCAAUCUUUGCAGCAUAAACGGCUUGCAUUGGCCAAGAUCGCCGCUUCCAUUGGAUCAAAAAAACCUGGUCAAACACGUAUGACAAAUUUCUUUGCGAAACAGUAUAUGAACGGGAGUUCGAAAGGACCCGAACCAAAGAGGAAAAAGAUCAUACAUAGUGAUGACGAAGAGGAUUUUAUUGUUGACGAUGAUGAUGAGGAAGAAGAAGCUGACGAAGAUUUUGUGCUCAGCGAUGAUGAAGAAGAGCGCAAGCCUAGAAAAAGGAACAACAAAAUACCUACUAUAGCUGCAAAAAAUCAUGAAGACGCGCCCACAAAUGCACUGGGUUUAGGCCAGUCUGACGUGAAUAUCGGAAAGAGCGGAACCUUGUCGGAGUCUAGUGAAGAGGAGGGAUGGCUGUGCAAACCACGGUUGAACGACACUGCUCGUCGAAUGUCCACUCGUGUUUCUGACGAUUCUCCUGUGAAAAAGAGCUCAUGCAAGAAAACUGUGGUCUCCGAUGAAAGUGAUGAAGAACCAGAGGAUCGGUUCACGUCGGCACCAACGCUGAAGAAGGUAGCUAAAGCGGCCGCAAAACAUGCGCGUAAACGUAAGGUGUCCUCUGAUUAUGAGGAAUUCAUGGAAGAUGGCAGUGAAAGAGGAUCAGAUCGCCUUUCUGAUCAGUCUGACUCUGCUGAUAGCGAUGAUGAGAAUCAUCAUGAUCGCAGUGAAGGGGAGGAUGAUGUUAUGCGAGCCUGUUUGGAUUUCUUUAACACAGCAACUCGUCAACAGCUUAUUUCUACUCCUCGGGUCACUGAGCGGAUAGCGACUAAGAUCCUGGAUCAGCGUCCAUUCGGCGCAUUCAAGGAACUGCAAGCAGCUAUAUCGGAAGUACCACGUGGUACGGGUGCGUUGAACGCAUAUAUGGAAACUCUGGAGAAUCGCGGUGUACUCGAAAAAAUUUUGGAUGAUUGCAAGGACCAUGCCCUAGCAGUUGCUGCGGAGUUUGAACAAUGCACACAGCAAAGGCUUCAGCCGAAACUUCUUGAUAACAAGUGCUCACUUCAUGAAUACCAACAUAUCGGAUUGAAUUGGCUUGUGAUGAUGUAUGAGAAAGGAUUCAAUUGUAUUCUAGGUGAUGAGAUGGGUCUGGGAAAGACCAUCCAAGUGAUUGCUUUCAUUGCCUAUUUGAAAGAAGCAAAUGUUCGUGGCCCUCAUCUCGUUGUAGUUCCCUCGUCAACUAUUGAGAACUGGAUGUCCGAGUUCAUCAAAUGGUGUCCGAAGAUCCACUUACUCACCUACUACGGAAGCCAGGAUGAGCGCAAGCAACUUAGGCACAUGGCUAAAAAGAAAAAAGAAAAUAUUGAUGUCGUGCUGACCACCUACAACAUGAUCUCAUCGAAACAUGAUGAUAAGAAGUUUUUCAAGAACUUCAGCAUGCAUUACGUAAUCUAUGACGAGGGACAUAUGCUAAAAAAUUGUGGGACUGAUCGAUAUAGGAGUCUGAUGAAAGUCAAAGGCAAAAGAAAAAUUCUAAUGACUGGGACGCCGCUGCAAAACAAUCUCAUCGAGUUGAUAUCGUUGAUGUAUUUCGUGAUGACCAAUAUAUUUACAAAGUACUGUGAGGACAUAGGACAGCUCUUACAACACUUCAAACAACAAGGUCCAGCUCUCGAGUCUGGAUCGUGUUCGAUGUAUCAAAAGGACAGGAUUGAACAGGCAAAACAGAUUUUGCAGCCGUACAUAUUACGAAGACUGAAAGCACAGGUACUUGGGCAUUUGCCGGAGAAACACGAACAAGUGAUCGAGGUGGAGAUGUUAGACGAUCAAAAAGAGUUGUAUGAGAAUGUUUUAGACAGUGUAAAGGGAUUCGAUGGUGACACAAAUAAUGCUUAUGGAGCUUUAAUUCACCUAAGACAAGCAGCAAAUCAUCCACUACUAAGACGGGUACAGUAUACGGAUUCACUAGUGGAUAAGCUGGCAAAAACGCUGUGUGCGAAGGAGAAGCCUUACGAGAAAAAACGAUGGGAAGAUGUUGCAGAAGACCUGUCAUAUCAAUCGGAUUUCCAAAUUCAUCAAAUUUGUGAGAAAUUCCGCAGUACAAAGAAAUUCCUUCUAAGCGAAGACUUAGCCUUAGAAUCUGGAAAAUGUCGGAUGUUGGACAAACUGUUACCGAAGAUCAAGGAUAAAGGCGACAAAGUGUUGAUUUUCUCACAAUUCACUUCAAUGCUGGACAUUCUGGAAGUUUAUAUGCAAAUACGAGGCUAUGCAUACAAGCGAUUGGACGGGUCAACACCAGUGAUGGAAAGGCAGGAGAUGAUCAACGAAUUCAAUAACGAUGAAGAACUUUUUGUUUUUCUCCUCUCCACCCGUGCUGGAGGGCUAGGAAUCAACUUGACUUCUGCGAAUCAUAUCAUUCUUCACGACAUCGAUUUUAAUCCUUAUAAUGAUAAACAGGCUGAAGAUCGGUGUCAUCGCAUGGGUCAAAAGAAGGAGGUAUACGUCACUAGACUUAUCAGUAAAGACACUGUAGAGGCUGAUAUUCAUUGCCUAGCACGAAAAAAGUUGCAGCUCGAAAAGGCUGUUACAGAUGGAAUCAAAGGACAACUUGAAGAAAAUGACGAGACAUCACGUGGGUCGGCAGAGUCGAAAGAAGAGAAGCCAGACGAUGACACAUUGAACCAAUUGCUCAGUAGUGCCCUUAAACGGAAGUCAACAGCUGGUUCGUCGUGA